Ceratosolen solmsi marchali is the source of this 3477-nucleotide messenger RNA. Its product is annotated as FCH domain only protein 2. Gene Ontology annotation, biological process: clathrin coat assembly; clathrin-dependent endocytosis. The record is from RefSeq and is a predicted model, not a curated record. The coding region runs from base 411 to 3362 and encodes 983 amino acids. Lineage: Eukaryota; Metazoa; Arthropoda; Insecta; Hymenoptera; Agaonidae. Gene Ontology annotation, cellular component: plasma membrane; clathrin-coated pit; cytoplasm. The transcript is spliced from 14 exons.
UGUAAUCGGCAACGGUUGGAUGGAUGGAUGUUGUUGGUAGUUUUGGAUUUAAACCUGUGAGCUCAUUAGCUUGUGACGGCUAUUGGCACGGCAGCGGAUCGUGAUAGAGAACGUGCGCGAUAUUUACAAUAUUACGAAUUAAGCUAUCGCAAAGAACGAGCAAGCAGCAGCCGGAGGUGCGGUGCCGCAAUUAAUUGCAAGUGUGUACGUUCACGUAGAACAUUGAAGGUGGGACAGGCCCGAGGAUAGAGGGCCCUUGCUGCCUGUAAGGCUCUUUUCCCGAUCUCGAAUGAGAAAUCGAAGUAGCCACCCGUACGAAUCGUCGUUGUGUGUCUCUAAUUUGACCGCAGCUAACCGAGAACCAAUGCGAUGAUCUGAGGAUCGCGUAAGCACGAGCGCGCUCGCUCAUCAUGACCGUCGACUUCGCCGAUUACUUUUGGGGCGAAAAGAAUAAUGGAUUCGAUGUAUUAUAUCAUAAUAUGAAACAUGGAGUUGUGGCAAGCAAGGAGUUAACAGAUUUUUUAAAAGAUCGCUCUUUUAUUGAAGAAAAUAACUAUAAACUUUUCAGUAAGGUUGCCAAACAGGCAAGCAAUAGCAACAGUACUCAAGGAACAUUUGCACCUGUGUGGGCUGCACUUAGAGGUGCAGCAGAAAAACUAGCUGGCUUACAUUUGCAAUUAACACAAAAAGUAUCUGAACUUAUUAAAGAUGUAUCUAAAUAUUCUGAUGAACUUAAUAAAAAACACAAAGUUGUAAAAGAAGAAGAAUCUUCAACAUUAGAAGUUGUCCAAAGUAUACAAAGUAUCACAAUAACUCUUCAAAAAACUAAGGAUAUAUGCUUGCAAAGAGGACAUGAAUUAGAAAAGUUAAAAAAAGAUAAUGCAAGUCAAAGAGAGUUAGAAAAAGCUGAAAUUAAAUUUAAAAAAGCUCAAGAUGAUUAUAAAACAUUGAUUGACAAAUACACUACAAUACGAAAUGAUUUUGAAACCAAGAUGACACAAGCUUGCAGAAGAUUCCAAGAUGUUGAGGAAACUCAUUUAAAAAAUAUGAAAGAAUUUUUGAAUACAUAUGCAGAUGUUCUUCAAUCAAAUCAUGAACAAGUUGGACAAGUUCAUAUAGAUUUCAAGCGACAAUGCCUUGAUAUGACUGUGGACAAAUUAUUAGAACAGUUUGUUCAAAGUAAAUACACAGGAUUUGAAAAACCAGGAGUUAUUGAAUAUGAAGAUAUCUUAACAUCUUUAGCUGAAAUAACAAGUCAAACAAGUCAAGAAAAACACACUGAUGCACAAAAAGAAAUUUCAAAAGGAGCGAAUGGAGAAACUGGUGUUGCGGGUAACUUACUGAUGUUAAAAAAAAAUCAAGUGAUUAAAAGGGAGGGUUUUCUUACUGGCAGGGAAAAAUCAAAGAUACAUGAUAAAGAAAAGGAGAAGCGCAAUGACAGAGAUAAUGAAUAUAUUCAGGCUCAACAAACUAAAACCUCUCGUCGUACCACUUCAUUGCUCAACCUAUUCAUGUCCAACUCCCAGGAGAGGCAAAGACAAGCAGGCUCGGGUUCGGCUCCUGUCACUCCUCAGGAAAAUUUGUCUCCUGCUGUUCCGACUCCCAGCAUCUCCAGGAACCCUCUCAGAGGAUCUAAAUGGUUUCUUCGAAGCAGGCGCGAAAAAAGGAAGGAGAAAAAAGCAAAGAAGAAGAAGGAUUCGGUGGAAAUAACCAACAAUAAGGAAGACAAGUCUGACCUAGAGGAUAAAGAUCAAGAUAGUAGAAAAUCGGAGACUCCGACGCCCGAAGUAGACGAAGAUGGAUUUUGUAUUAAACCAAAAUCAGACCCUUGGGAAAAUGAAAAAGGAUUUUAUUCAAGUUCAGAUACUGAUUCUGAAGAUGAUAGAGAAAGAAAGAUACGCGUAGAGAUUAAACCUUUAAGUAAUGGAGGUGCACCAAUGAGUGCAAGUGUUGAUGAAUUAAGAGCUACAGUUGAGAAUCUUUCUUUAUCUCCUGCUCCAAUGGGAAGAAGAGGAUCGAGUACAGAUACUGAUCAUCAUAUCAAGAGAUCACAAUCUGUUUCUCAACAAUUGGGUGUUAAACCAAGUUCAGAUUUGUUGAACUUAUUUAACCCAAGUAAUACACCAUCUAGUGCUUCAACUCCAACAGGUAGCCAUCCAUAUGCUCCACUUCAGAGUCCUCCAGGACUUUCUUCGUCUCCAAUUCCAACGAUGCUUCCUCCACCUCAAUCAGCACCACCGCACCCGCGAUUUCCAGAGGGAGAUUUGUUUUCUGAGCUGAAUGAUGUGACACCAGCUUUACCUCCGAAACAAUCAGCAACGCCAACAGGAUCAAUCAUAAUACCGCGCCCUCCAUCAAGAAGAGGAGACGCUAUAAGAGGUAGAAUGUCUCCGGCAACGAUAUCGAGAGCAGACAGUGUCGCUAGUCUAGAAUUUCGCACAGCUGGUGUUGGCGUUGGUUCAUCUAGAGGUCCCUCCCCACUAACUAUUGGCUUAGCUGAUACAAUACCAUUAGCAGUAGCCUUUCACGAAAUCAUUCAUUCAUAUUUUCGAGGUAGUGAUGAGACUCGCUGUCAAGUUAAAUUAUGUGGUGAUAUGAUGUUAUCUUUUCCUGCUGGCAUUGUUGCCGUCUUGGCGAAUAAUCCGAAUCCAGCCAAACUUUCGUUUCGACUUCGAAACAGUAACAGGCUAGAAAAAUUGAUUCCAAAUAGUCAGUUAAUCAGCAUGGACGUAACUCAAGUAACGACUGAUAGUACACUUUUUGAAUUUAAUAUGAGUGCCUUAACUGCAUUAUUGCGACGACAAGCUGAUCAGAAUCCGGUCGCUUCGUAUUUUAACGUAGAUAUUCUAAAGUACCAAAUCAAGAUAAAAGAGGGUGCAGGCUCUUGUCCUUUUCAAAUAGUCGCUUAUUGGAAAUGCAAUCCAUCUCAUACUGACCUGAAGGUUGACUAUAAAUAUAAUAGUCGAGCAAUGGGAUCACCCACCCCACUAUUAAAUGUACAAGUUUCAGUACCUAUAGACGGUGGUUUUAAGACUGUUCAGAGUAAACCUAAUGCACAAUGGUUGCCAGAUACAAAUCGCCUUCUUUGGAAAUUUACUGAGCUUUCGCAACAUACGGAAGGAGCUGGUAUUGGGUCACUUAAAGCCCGCGUUGAACUUUCUCGAGGUCCAGGUAGUCAAGGAACCAUUUUCACACAAUUCAACUGUGAGGGGACUACUUUAUCUGGUGUUGAGUUCGAUUUAGCUGGCCCUGGCUAUCGAGUGAGUUUGAUUAAAAAAAGAUACGUAUCUGGAAAAUAUCUUUGCGAUGGUGAUGUCGAUUUGCGAACUCGUUAUGCCGCUCCGCCGACAAAUGUUGAAUAACUUCAGUCUAAUUCCAAGCAGACUUGUACAUAAUCUUACAUAUUAAAAUUCAUUUAUUAUUACAAAAGAUUUGUAAUUGACUCUGCCACGUCCACAAAAAUUUCUUUUUAUAAAA